Molecule: messenger RNA, 1092 nt
Organism: Endocarpon pusillum Z07020
Lineage: Eukaryota; Fungi; Ascomycota; Eurotiomycetes; Verrucariales; Verrucariaceae
Exons: 7
Coding region: 1-1092 (363 amino acids)
Molecular function (GO): methyltransferase activity
Source: RefSeq, a predicted model, not a curated record
AUGGCCAGUACGGACCCCACAGCGGACCUUGCGAACCAACUUGAACCCGACGAUGAGCAAAGCAGCGAACAAGAUAGCGCAUAUGGAGACGAUGAUCUCAUAAGCGAGAGAACCUCCCUUUUCAGCGAUAUCAUGAAAUACAGGGAAGAGGUACAUGAUACCUUUGUGUCUGCGUUUUCACCCGACACUGACACUUGGUUGCUGGGUCAGAAUGGACGUCGCUAUCAUGGGUACAAAGACGGCGCCUAUCUGCUGGCCCUUCAGCAUCAUCACAUCUUCAACUUGGCGAACGGGGGCAAGCUUUACCUGGCCCCUAUCGAGAGGCCGGCUCGUGUACUCGACGUUGGAACAGGAACCGGCAUCUGGGCCAUGGAUUUCGGCGAUGCACACGAAGAGUCGCACGUUAUAGGAAUAGAUCUUUCUCCUAUUCAGCCGGCUUGGUGGGGCUCCCCUAUCGUAUCAGAUGAACAAUUCCGUCUUUUGUUGAUACUCUCUAGGGUUGCACCGAAUGUUGAAUUCCUCGUCGACGACGCCGAGGAUCUGUGGCUAGGCAACACCUACGACUACAUCCACAUCCGCAUGCUCAGCGGCGCCAUCAAGGACUGGCCGGGCCUCCUGGCCAAAGCGUUCGAUCACAUGAAUCCUGGCGGAUGGAUCGAGCUCACCGAGUUCGAAGUUUGGCUCCACUCACACAACAACAGUCUCCACCGUGCACCAGACAUCCAGACGUGGCAAGAAGGUCUACGCGAAGCAGCGGCUCUCAUAGGCCGUCGGUUUGACGUCGCCGUCAACCUAGAAAAUUGGGUUCGCCAGGCAAACUUUACCAAUGUCACUCAGCACAAAAUCAUAGUACCCGCCGCACCAUGGCCGAAGAAUAAGGAGUUGAAGACCCUUGGCGCUUAUCAGCUUUUGAACAUGCUCGAUGCUGCCUCGUCUUAUGGCCAGGCUCAUUUUACUCGGGUGCUGGGAUGGUCGGCCGAUGAAUAUGCAGUGUUGAGCGCGAAAGUCAGGAGCCAGUUGAAAGAUCGGACACUGCAGCUUUACUCGGAUCUCUACACCGUCUAUGCCCGCAAACCCAUGACGGCGCCUUGA